Molecule: messenger RNA, 915 nt
Organism: Neltuma alba
Lineage: Eukaryota; Viridiplantae; Streptophyta; Magnoliopsida; Fabales; Fabaceae
Product: protein SIEVE ELEMENT OCCLUSION B-like
Exons: 2
Coding region: 1-915 (304 amino acids)
Biological process (GO): phloem development
Source: RefSeq, a predicted model, not a curated record
AUGCCAUGGUACGUCUUAGAGAACCUGUUCGCCAUUAAAGGAAAGAAGGUUUUAGAAGAGUUGUGGCAUUACCAGGCAAAGCCUAUUGUCGUCGUCACAAACCCUAGAGGUCAAGUCAUUCACAAUAAUGCAAUGCACAUGAUCUUUGUGUGGAAGAUUCAAGCCUUCCCAUUUCGACCUGAGGAUGAAGAAAGACUCUCCCUUCAUUGGAAGUGGUUUUGGAAUCAAGCAACCAAAGUUUUUCCAGACAUUGAAAAAUGGAUUCAGAAUGACACACACAUCUUUAUUUAUGGAGGAACUGACGUUGCUGGGACCCAGAGGAUUGGUACACUGUUAGACUCCAUUAAGAAGGACCCCAUCAUCAAGCAAGCAGACGCCAUAAUCGAGCAUUUCAACCUGUCAAAGCUUGACGAAACCUCUGCGUCCAAUUUCCGGAACAAGAUCACCAACUCGAUGUUAAGCAGAGUUCAAACGAAGAACUCCAAACAGGACACUAUUCUUAAAGACUUGAAAACUUUAAUGUCAUACAAAAACGAGAGAACUUGGGCCCUUCUGAGCAAAGGCUCCAACGUGCUGGUUAUAGGGUUUGAUCCCCUGGUAACAAGCGUAUUGGAGGAUUUCGAUGAAUGGAGAGUGAACGUGCCAGUGCUUCAAGGUUUUGAUACUGCAUUUAUGAAGUAUUACAGUGAAAAGAAGGCUAGUGUUCCUCCUCCUUGUCUCCACUUCCAAAUGAGCAAUAUACGAUCAGGAGUUCCUUUCACCAUCACUUGCCCUGAGCCAUCUUGUAAGAAGAAGAUUAUGGAAGUUGAAAAUGCUAGUUACAAGUGUUGCCAUGGGAUCCAUUAUCACCACGCAUCAGAGAAUUUGAACGUCGAGAUUGGGACCACAGUUCUGAAAACCAAAUGGACUCCAUGA